AAGCAGGAGGUUCCGGCGUAACCUUAUUCGGAGCUGGGUUUGUUUUCGGCCUUUGAUCUUCGAUUCUCUCUCUUUUUCUCUCGCGAAAACCGUAUCAGCAAUGUCUGGAGAAUCAGCCAGCGCUAUUCACAAGGGUCAAGUCGAUCUCUUAGACUUCAUUGACUGGUCUGGGGUUGAAUGCCUCAAUCAAAGCUCCACCCACUCUCUCCCCAAUGCUAUCAAACAGGGUUAUAGAGAAGACGAUGGUUUGCAUCUGGAGAGUGAUGCAGACGAGCAGCUUUUGCUCUAUAUUCCUUUCACUCAAGUCGUUAAACUUUAUUCCUUUGUUAUCAAAGGUCCUGAAGAAGAAGGCCCCAAGACAGUGAAGCUCUUUUCUAACAAGGAGCACAUGGGAUUUAGUAAUGUCAAUGAUUUUCCCCCAAGUGAUGUGGCAAAUUUGUCUGAAGAAAACCUUAAGGGGAAACCGGUACUUUUGAAGUAUGUCAAAUUCCAAAAUGUUCGUAGCUUGACAAUUUUUAUUGAGGACAAUCAGUCAGGUUCAGAGAUCACAAAAGUUCAGAAGAUCGUGCUGCAUGGUACAACAGUUGAAACAACAGACAUGAAGGGUCUGAAGAAGAUUGAGGAUCAUUAACCCCUGGAAAGAGGAGAUUCAACUUUGCUCCUAAUCCCUCCUUAGAAAUUUUGAUUGGAAUUGUAAUGUUAACUUGGUGAAUGAUGGUUUAUGACUUCUAAUGUCUAUCUGAUUUCAAAUAAAACAGAUGCACAAUAUAUCUACAUGGUUGUGACAAUUUGUGAUUGGAGGUAACAUUCAAGCUGUAUGGUUAUCUAUUGUGUCUUUUUACAUGUUUUGAAACAUGUAAUCUUCAUUGAGGAAUUA
Glycine soja is the source of this 877-nucleotide messenger RNA. Its product is annotated as PITH domain-containing protein At3g04780. The transcript is spliced from 8 exons. Bases 101 to 631 code for a protein of 176 amino acids. NCBI's taxonomy places the organism in Eukaryota, Viridiplantae, Streptophyta, Magnoliopsida, Fabales, Fabaceae. The record is from RefSeq and is a predicted model, not a curated record.